Messenger RNA from Suillus subalutaceus, 378 nucleotides. RefSeq lists its product as uncharacterized. The transcript has a single exon. The record is from RefSeq and is a predicted model, not a curated record. The coding region runs from base 1 to 378 and encodes 125 amino acids. NCBI's taxonomy places the organism in Eukaryota, Fungi, Basidiomycota, Agaricomycetes, Boletales, Suillaceae.
AUGGGAGCAACCCUCAUUUCAAUCAGUAGACUCACCCACACAGGCUAUGCAGCCUUAUUCUGUGGUGACUCAUGUAGAAUUCUCGAUGCUAAGAACAAGACACUAGGCGAAGUUACCAUCAGCAGAGGCUCAUAUUGCAUCAAAAAUGAACUGACCACGUGUGCAGCAGCCACAAAUACAUUGAAGGUUCUGACCAUGGAGGAUCUACACCGACAGAUGGCCCAUGUCACCCCAUCAGCUAUUUGUGAGAUGUUGGUGAAGGGGAUGGCAGAAGGAGUCAAGCUAGAUCCUAACCAUACUACCAUGGGUCAAUGCAAGUCUUGCAAAUAUGCAAAGGCCACAUGCAAACCAAUCGGGAAGGAAUGUAACCCAAAAUGA